CUCGCAGCCACUGGAAGCGCCAGACCGGAAGAAUAACAUUCGCAUCUGAAGAGAAGCAGUGGAGAGAGAUCGAUGGCGGCGAGCAAGAGGAAUGCGGUGGUUGCGGCGGCGGCGUGGUGCGUGCUCGUCGUGCUGGCCGUGGGCGCGGAGGCGCAGGGCGGCGGCGGCGGCGGGGAGUGCGUGCCGCAGCUGAACCGGCUGCUGGCGUGCCGCGCGUACGCGGUGCCGGGCGCCGGGGACCCGAGCGCCGAGUGCUGCAGCGCGCUCAGCUCCAUCUCGCAGGGCUGCGCCUGCAGCGCCAUCAGCAUCAUGAACAGCUUGCCUUCCAGAUGCCACCUCGCCCAAGUCAACUGCUCGGCCUGAUACAAGAUAAGAGUUGAAUAAUCAAGGAGGUGUUGAUGAAGCGGAAGCCAUCGUCUUCGUUUUCUCCUUUACUAAAAUGCUCAGAAUUAUAGUGCUGCAGCUGCUGUUGAUGUCUGACAUGAAUAACAAGGGGAACAAUUGUGUAACGCCCGGUUGCUGGUUUAUUACUAAACGAUGACUCUUUCCCUUAUCUCUAUUUUUGUCGAA
Messenger RNA from Oryza brachyantha (malo sina), 570 nucleotides. Its product is annotated as non-specific lipid-transfer protein C4. The coding region runs from base 73 to 363 and encodes 96 amino acids. Lineage: Eukaryota; Viridiplantae; Streptophyta; Magnoliopsida; Poales; Poaceae. The transcript has 2 exons. The record is from RefSeq and is a predicted model, not a curated record.